GCACCUGAUUUUGGGUGCCACGGAUACAAGCACUGUCACUCUUACAUGGGUGAUAUGUUUCUUGUUGAAAAAUCCUCUUAUAUUAGAAAAGGUAAAAGAAGAGAUUAGCACUCACAUUGGGAAAGAGAGAUUCAUAAGUGAGUCAGAUGUGAAUAAGUUAGUAUACCUUCAAGCAGUAGUGAAAGAGACACUGAGAUUGUAUCCACCAGGACCUCUUUCAGCACCUCGUGAAUUCACAGAAGAUUGCAUGUUAGGUGGAUAUCACAUAAAAAAGGGAACUCGAUUAAUCACAAACUUGUGGAAGAUCCAAACUGAUCCUAAUAUUUGGUUGGAUCCAUUGAAAUUCAAACCAGAAAGGUUUAUUACUACUCACAGAGAUGUUGAUGUUAAAGGUCAAAAUUUUGAGUUGCUACCGUUUGGAAGUGGCAGAAGAAUAUGUCCAGGAAUAUCCUUUGGUCUUAACAUGAUUCAUUUAACUCUAGCUAAUUUUUUACAUUCUUUUGAAAUAUUUAGUAAACCUAAUGAAACUAUUGAUAUGAGAGAAGCCCUUGGAAUGACCAAUGAAAAAGCCACUCCACUUGAGAUUUUUGUUAAACCAAGUUUGUCCUCAAACUAUUAUGAAUCCCAUGUGAAUGUUAAAAAAGCCUUUUAA
Vigna umbellata (rice bean) is the source of this 652-nucleotide messenger RNA. The record is from RefSeq and is a predicted model, not a curated record. NCBI's taxonomy places the organism in Eukaryota, Viridiplantae, Streptophyta, Magnoliopsida, Fabales, Fabaceae.